CAGCGAAUGAAGCAUUGAAAGAACCCCAAGCACCCAGAGGACCGUUGACCUCUGCGCUUCUGCAAUCCAAACUCGCAAACACCGCUCAGCUAGCAAGAGGGAAAUAGCUAAUCGCAGGAGAGAUGUCCGCGAAUCCUUCGACCGACGACAGCCCAUCCGCGGCGGGAUCUCCGCCCCAGGUCCCGGAGACCCGAGAAUCGCAGCAGCACGAGGAGAAGACCCCGACCGCGGAGGACACAACAACACCCGGCCCUGAAACCAAGGAAACAGAAGAAACAGAACCGAACAGCGAAAAAGAAUCAGGAGAGGAGCCAGAGGAGGCAGCCGCAGCAGCAGCAACAGAAUCAGAAGCCGCACCCCCGUUACCAGACGAGGUUCCCCCGCCGCUCCCCAACGAAGUACCCCCAGGGGAUAAUGAUAAUAAAGACGACGGAUGGGAACCCGUCUGGGACCCCACCGCCCAAGCCUAUUACUUCUACAAUCGCUUCACGGGUGUCUCGCAAUGGGAGAACCCGCGGGUACCGGACGUGACGGCUAAGGCGGAUGACAACGCCGUCGCGGAGGACGCAGACGCCGCCGCCGCUCCGUCUUCCUCUGCUGCUGCGACCACUGCUGUGGUAGGUGGCUAUAAUCCCGCCAUUCAUGGUGAUUACGAUCCUACGGCGCCUUAUGCGCAGCAGUACGAGCAGCCCAAUCAGGUUGCUGCGGGGGGAGGGGCGCUGGACCCAGAACAGGCAUAUGAGGCGGUGGGUGCGUUCAACCGGUUUACGGGGCGGUGGCAGGCGGCGUCGCAGAAUACAGAGUACCACAAUGAUGAGAAUAAGUCGCACCGACAGAUGUAUGCAUUCUUUGAUGUGGAUGCGGCGGCGAAUAGUCAUGAUGGGCGGAGUCUGCGGGCGGAACGGAGUGCGAAGAAGUUAACCAAGAAGGAGCUGAAGAUGUUCAAGGAGAAGAGGAGGGAGAAGAAGGAGGAAAAGAGACGGGCGUGGUUGAGGGAUUGAAGCUGCUGCUGGGUGCUGCUCGAUUGAGCGAGCGCACUUCUUACUUUGCUUUUCUACUUGAGAUACCUAUUUCUGUUUGUUGUAUGCUUACCGAGGAUGCAUGGCGUUGAUGUAGUUAUGGGUGCAUGAUAGAGCGGAAUGUACAGUAUAUUUGCAUUUACAACAGC
Aspergillus vadensis CBS 113365 is the source of this 1168-nucleotide messenger RNA. Its product is annotated as WW domain-containing protein. Gene Ontology annotation, molecular function: protein binding. The transcript has a single exon. Lineage: Eukaryota; Fungi; Ascomycota; Eurotiomycetes; Eurotiales; Aspergillaceae. The record is from RefSeq and is a predicted model, not a curated record. Bases 123 to 1001 code for a protein of 292 amino acids.